AUGGCGCAUCACGUCUUAGAAACCACAAUAAGUCUGGAUAGCCGAACGGGCGCGGCGUCGGACCGGCCAACUACCCGUGGCGCCUUCUGUGGGGGGCAGGGCGCGGAGACGGGAGCCCGCGAGGCGCAGCGGCACGGCAACGCGGGGUUGCCGAUGACCGUUGUCGUGGCGACAGCGCCGGAUCUGGUCAUGGAGAAAUCCGCCCACAGCGUCACGCUGCAGAAGCUGCAUGCCAGCGAGGAUUCGUAUCUGUGCAUGGCUCGGAGUGUCGGCAGCCACCUGAGAGUUAAUAAUCCCACCGCCCUGCGUUCCCUCGCUCACCUCCCCAACGAUCAGCUGAGCAGUGUCGUAGCCGAGCGCAGAAAUCUGCUGCAGCUGUACUGUGCUGCCCUCUCUCGGCUGCACGAGAAACUAGACAAGAAAGAAGAGCUGCUGCAAGAUUAUGAACUGAAUUUAAAGAAACUGAGAAUAGCAGAAGGUAUGGCUCAAGACAAGGCUGCUGAAAAUGCAAAAGUAGUGAUUAGCCUUCAGGAGAGCUUGGAAGAGAGCGACUUCCUACAUGACUCGCUCUUGCGAGCUCAGCAGAGCCUGCAGUACAAAAUGCCUCGGAUCCACCGGCAGAAAUUAGGUCACCGAUCGUUUUUUGCCGCCAGGCACCAGUAACGGAACGCAGGUUUCGACUGACCACUUUCCCGUUCGUCUGUGUGACCUUCACUGUCAUUGAAAUCACUCACUAUCUUAUAAUUCACCUUCACUGUCAUAGAGAUCACCCUCACUGACUUUAGAACUCACACGUGUGAUAUUGCGCGUAGUGCCUCAAGCAUUUAUUUUUAUUAUCGAUUGCAAAUGAAAGCUACGGGAUGUAGCGUGAUAUUUUUGACUGUGCUAUUUUGUGAUUGUAUGUAGAUGUUGAGGUACGUCAAAGUUUGGCAACCUUAACGUUUGCGUAAUGGUGAUAAGCAGUGAGCGUUCUGCACAUGUAACAGAUCAAUAAUCAAUAACAUCAGUCACGAAUCUAUUUUGAGCCGUAAUUCGUAUUGACGAUUCAAUUUUUUUACCGUUGUUUGUUGUUCACAGUUAUGGUAAUAUUGAUUGAUUCUCUACUUGAAUUAGAACUGUUACUUUGUAGAAACCUAUUUCUGGUACAGCCAACCAAGAGUUCAAAACAUGUAACAACUAGCAGCAUGUUGGUGGUUAAGUAAUGACAGAUUGGUCUGUAAAAGAGUUUGGAAAGCCGGGUGUUUAUUCAUUACAUUCGAGGUCGAAAUCAGUGUAUUAUGAGCUAUCUAAUUGAAUAUUUACAUGUACGGAAUUUUAUGCAUGACUAUGUAUUUAGAUGUUGUGAUAUGUAUGUCAUUACAUAUCUAAUCCAAUUCACGAUCAAAGUCCUGAAAGUACCCAGAGCUUAUCGAUUACCCACUCGUCAGCAUUUCGUUUCACAGGUUAUUAUGCUGAUCAAUAUUAUUUACAAUAUUUAGUAAUCAUAGUAGUUUACAUCGUACAUUAUAUUUUACAUACUUUACGUGUGUGACAUUAUCUUCUUAGUAUAUUUACAUUUUCGUGAUACGCAUAUCCUAACUAUAAUUCGCACUCUAUACAAUCUGUAAUGCCAAAAACGUCAUAGGCGGGUACUUAUUAUAUA
This is a messenger RNA of Priapulus caudatus, 1642 nucleotides long. RefSeq lists its product as uncharacterized. Bases 1 to 663 code for a protein of 220 amino acids. Lineage: Eukaryota; Metazoa; Priapulida; Priapulimorpha; Priapulimorphida; Priapulidae. The record is from RefSeq and is a predicted model, not a curated record. The transcript is spliced from 5 exons.